Messenger RNA from Phycomyces blakesleeanus NRRL 1555(-), 423 nucleotides. Its product is annotated as Homeodomain-like DNA binding domain-containing transcription factor. NCBI's taxonomy places the organism in Eukaryota, Fungi, Mucoromycota, Mucoromycetes, Mucorales, Phycomycetaceae. The transcript has a single exon. The record is from RefSeq and is a predicted model, not a curated record. The coding region runs from base 1 to 423 and encodes 140 amino acids.
AUGUCUCAAGAAAUCAAUAAAGAUACUUUUAAUAAACGGAAGGAGAUAUCAGAUUAUGAAAAAGGGCUUAUUGUCGGUGGUGCUCUUCAAGAUGUAUCAUUAACCGCCAUUUCGGAGAAAACAGGCAUACCUUUGACAACUGUACAUAGAACAGUCAAAAGAUGGAAACAGAACGGCACAGCAUUAACAGUAAAGCGCAAAGGACGUCAGGCGAUUUUGGGGGAAAGGGAUUUAGGCCAUCUCAAAAACGAAAUUAAAAAGAAUCCCAAGACUACACUUGGAGAACUUACAAUCGCCAUGAGAAACGUGAUUGGGAAUUACGUUUCCAAGAAUACUGUCCGUAAAGGGAUUCGUAAAAUCGAAAUGUCUUCUUGUCAUGCUGUUAUCGAUCCAAUGCUAUCCGAAGUACCCAAGAAUAAAUAA